AUGAACUUUACCCAGGUGCCAGGGCUAUCUACUCCACCAGCACGUGGUCCCACGCUGACAACCAGGAAGUAGUGGAGGCGGUCCUAAACACCAGGCCAUGGGCGGAGAUUUAAUACCAGGAGGAGGAGCUAACUUCACCUUUGCCCAGACCUGCUCGUUAGGCCACACACCCCAGUUAGGCCACACACCCUCAUCAGGCCUCCUGGUGGUCCCACAGCAGGGUCAGACCUGGGGAACAAUGUUCCUGUCUCACAUUCAUGAGGACUCACUGAACUAAUUGAUUGAUUCUCUGAUUUCCUUUCUCCCAUCAAGAGGUUGCACUGACUGACUGACUAAUUGAUCGAUUCUCUGAUUUCCUGUCUCACAUCAAGAGGACUGACUGACGGAUUGAUUCUCUGAUUUCCUGUCUCACAUCAAGAGGACUGAGUGACCGACUGAUUGAUUCUCUGAUUUCCUGUCUCACAUCAAGAGGACUGAGUGACCGACUGAUUGAUUCUCUGAUUUCCUGUCUCACAUCCAGAGGACUGACUGACUGAAUGAUAUCCUGUGUCACAUCAUGAGGACUGACUGACUGAAUGAUAUCCUGUGUCACAUCCAGAGGACUGACUGAUGAUGUCAAAGACUGAGGCUGUUCUUCAGCUAUACCACAAUUCAACAUGUUUUAGUGAGACGUCCAAUGCUAACGAGAAAACUCUCCUGGGCUGCGUUCUGAAUAGCACCCUAUUCCCUAUAUAGUGCACAACUUUUGACCAGAGCCCUUGAUUUCACAUGCUCUUUCCUGUCUCACAUCAAGAAGACCCACUGAAUUCUCUCAUACCGCACUCUGAAUACUGACCUCUGAAUACUCCACUCAACUGUUUUUGACACAAAGAAGUUUAUUUAUGAUUAUAAAAUGCUGUUCAUACAUUGUACUAAAAGCAUCAUGUUAACUUUUUGUAAAUACCUACAGGAGGGUAGCUCUCCAGGAACAGGGUUGGAGAGCCCUUUGCACACUCUUAGCAUUCUCGCAACCAGCUUCAUGAGGAAUGCUUUUCCAACCAUCUUGAAGGAGUUCCCACAUUUGCCGAGCACCUGUUGGCUGCUUUUCCUUCACCUGUUGGUCCAACUCAUCCCAAACCAUCUCAAUUGGGUUGAGGUCGGGUGAUUGUGGAGGCCAGGUCAUCUGAUGCAGCACUCCAUCACUCUCCUUGGUAAAAAUAGCCCUUACACAGCCUGGAGGUGUGUUUUGGGUCAUUGUCCUGUUGAAAAACAAAUGAUAGUCCCACUAAGCGCAAACCAGAUGGGAUGGCGUUUCGCUGCAGAAUGCUGUGGUAGCCAUGCUGGUUAAGUGUGCAUUGAAAUCUAAAUAAAUCACAGACAAUGUCACCAGCAAAGCACCCCAACACCAUCACACCUCCUCCUCCAUGCUUCAUGGUGGGAACCACACAUGCGGAGAUCAUCCGUUCACCUACUCUGCGUCUCACAAAGACACGGCGGUUGGAACCAAAAAUCUCAAAUUUGGACUCAUCAGACCAAAGGACAGAUUUCUACUGGUCUGAUGUCCAUUGCUCGUGUUUCUUGGCCCAAGCAAGUCUCUUCUUAUUAUUGGUGUCCUUUAGUAGUGGUUUCUUUGCAGCAAUUCGAUCAUGAAGGCCUGAUUCACACAGUCUCCUCUGAACAGUUGAUGUUGAGAUGUGUCUGUGACUUGAACUGCAAUCUGAGGUGCAGUUAACUAAUGAACUUAUCCUUUGCAGCAGAGGUAACUAUGGGUCUUCCUUUCCUGUGGCAGUCCUCAUGAGAGCCAGUUUCAUCAUAGCGCUUGAUGGUUUUUGCGACUGCACUUGAAGAAACUUUCAAAGUUCUUGAAGUUUUCCGGAUUGACUGACCUUCAUGUCUUAAAGUAAUGAUGGACUGUCAUUUCUCUUUGCUUAUUUGAGCUGUUCUUGCCAUAAUAUGGACUUGGACCAAAUAGGGCUAUCUUCUGUAUACCCCCUACCUUGUCACAGCACAACUGAUUGGCUCAAACGCAUUAAGAAGGAAAUAAAUUAAACAAAUGAACUUUUAACAAGGCACACCUGUUAAUUGAAAUGCAUUCCAGGUGACUACCUCAUGAAGCUGGUUGAGAGAAUGCCAAGAGUGUGCAAAGCUGUCAUCAAGGCAACGGGCGGCUACUUUGAAGAAUCUCAAAUAUAAAAUACAUUUUGAUUUGUUUUAACACUUUUUUGGAUACUACAUGAUUCCAUAUGUGUUAUUUCAUAGUUUUGAUGUCUUCACUAUUAUUCUACAAUGUAGAAUAAUAGGGACGUGGAAAGGGUGUGAGACAAUGUAGAAUAAUUGUAAAAAUAAAGAAAAACCCUGGAAUGAGUAGGUGUGUCUAAACUUUUGACUGGUAGUGUAUAUAUAUAUAUAUAUAUAUAUAUAUCUAACAAUGGGGUGUGGAAAGGGUGUGAGACAGGAAACAUUUUAGCAGUGCCAUUUCUCCGCCUUCGCGGCAUUGAACUGUGGUUCUUCAAUGUUUUCCUGCCCCUGUCGAAUGGAUACAACAUUUGUGGAUCUUUAGAAAAUGUCUCCUGUAUCUGCCGUUUCCAUCAUGUUGCAAUGAUUUCUUUGCUAAAUGUUUUUUUGUCAAAUAAACCUAGGCCAAUGGAAACCUGUCUACUGAUGCCAUCUCUAGAUCCUGCAAUGCAAACUAGGCUCCACUGUCACAAUCAGGACUAGGUGACUGUAGGGUUGGAAUCAGUGUGGAAGGAGAGAGGCAGGCUGGGUUUGUCCUCACUGUUAAUCUGUCAACUCUGGAUAGGAUCCCAGUCCUAAAUAGAAGUCUGAGAUCAACUUCAUGUUCCCCUGUGAAUGCCACACCCCCUUCCAUUGUACCGUAUGCAUGAACACAUUUUGAACAAUGGCUGCCCAAUAUGCUGUGGUCCUUACUAACACAAUAGGAAAGGUUAUGGUUGAUGUCGGCCAUCACGUGAGAACUCAGGUCUUUCACUCUGAAUAUUCAUAUCAAUGACUCACCCGCAAAUGGACCAUCAAUACCGGAGUUCUACAAUACUAUUUACAUAAUCAAUGGUACAUUACAACAGCCUGAACCUCAAUAUAGUCCUGGGCAUAUAUUGAACUCUAACAAUGGGGGAUGGAAAGGGUCUGCUGAAAUAAAUACUGUAGUGGUGUGAGAAAGGUAACACAAGCUUCCUCUCUGGUUCCAUUCCCCAAUAGAUAGUGGGUCAUUCUUGGGAUUGUGGUGGUAAUGCUGUCCCUGGACUUUGGUACCAUAAAAAAAAAAAAGACAAAUACAUUUAUUUAACAAGAAACUUAUCUAAAUCCUUUAUACUGAUAAACAUAUAUUUGUAUGCAUUGUAGAAAAUACUGGUGCCUAGCUAAUUGGCUUGUCCCAAUGGUGAUGUGUAGAGGUGUAGUGACAUGUUUUGACUAGAUAGAUAGACACAUGAUUUUGAAUGCCAUGAAUUAAAGAAAAACAUUGCAUUUUCUGUAUAGAUAACCGAAAAAACUAAGGUUUAUUUUUUAUUAGCAGAUCAAUUAAGUUCAUUGCAGUUAUCCAAAUACAUUAAUCAUCAAUGGCUAAAAUAAUGAAUCUAUUUUUAAAAUACAAUUUAAUAAACACAUGUAGUCAUUUCGUAGCCUGUGUAUCAUUAAACAAAAGUCAUUUAGUAGUAAAACAUUAUCCACCCAGGACCAAAGUUUGGGAAACCCUGAUUUAGCAGACGCUCCCAUCCAGAGCCGACCCACAGCUUGGGCAUUCAUCUUAAGAUAGCCAGGUGAGACAACCACACAUCAGUCGUAUCCCAACCACGUAUCACAAUACAAUACAUAAUACAAUAUAAAAUACCAUAUACAGGCACUUGGAAAGUAUUCAGACUCCUUGACUUUUUCCACAUUUUGUUACGUUACAGCCCUAUCCUAAAAAUGGAUUAAAUUGUUUUAUCCCCCCCUCACCAAUCUCCACACAAUACCCCAUAAUAACAAGACAAAAACAGUUCAAAAGUUUUAACAAAUGUAUUAAAAAUAAGUAACUUAAAUAUGACAUUUACAUAAGCAUUUAGACCCUUUAUCAGUACUUUGUUGAAGCACCUUUGGCAGCGAUUACAGCCUCGAGUCUUCUUGGGUAUGACGCUACAAGCUUGGCACACCUGUAUUUGGGGAGUUUCUUCCAUUCUUCUCUGCAGAUCCUCUCAACCUCUGUCAGGUUGGACGGGGAGCGUCGAUGCACAGCUAUUUUCAGGUCUCUCCAGAGAUGUUCGAUCGGGUUCAAGUCCGGGCUCUGGCUGGGCCACUCAAGGACAUUCAGAGACUUGUCCCAAAGCCACUCCUGCAUUGUCUUGGCUGUGUGCUUAGGGUCGUUGUCCUGUUGGAAUGUGAACCUUCGCCCCAGUCUGAUGUCCUGAGUGCUCUGGAGCAGGUUUUCAUUAAGGAGCUCUCUGUACUUCGCUCUGUUCAUCUUUGCCUCGAUCCUGACUUGCUUUGUCAUUAUGGGGUAUUGUGUAUAGAUUGAUGAGGAAAAAAAGCAAAUUAAUCAAUUUUAGAAUAAGGCUGUAAUGUAACAAAAUGUGGAAAAAGGGAAGGGGUCUGAAUACUUUCCCAAUGCACAGUUUGUUUAUUUAUCAACGUUCCUAAUAUUAAGUACAUUGCUUCGCUUUACAACAGGAGUAGCAUACCUGGCUUGAUAAAAAUGAAGCGUGGGAAAAACAUGACAUAUAAUUCACACACAUUAUUUAGUAUAUGUAAAGACAAAAUUAACUUAAGAAAAUUCCUAUUGGUUGACAACACUGUCACUUGUGAAUGAUGUAUUAUCACGUGUGAAUGAUGCCCAGCGUGUGCAGUCUUAAGGCAAGAAACAGAGCAUGCCUUUUUCCAAAUCAUAGACGCACGCAUCACGUAGCCUAGCCCAUAGGCCUUGUUGUUUUGAUAAAGGUUUGUAUCACAACUAAAGUGUUGAAAUAACUCCAACCUUAGCUUACAGGCCUAGGGCCCCUGGAACACGGUUGGAGAACACAUAGCCUACAGAUAUUUUUAUAAUCAGCAUUGACCCAACAAUGAUAAAUAGUGAUAUGCGCGCUCACAGGGGUUAUUGCCGAUGCUCUCCUCUGGUGCCAAUAAGAUCGGCUAUGCAGUUGUUCGCUCAGGUUGAGCAUUUUGAUAACUACAAUAAAAGCCAGAUUAGUCUCUUCAUAGUCUUCUCUUCACAGCAAUAACCACUUGCUUUCCAAACUACACUAUAUAGACACACAAAAAUAUGUGGACACCCCUUCAAAAUGAGUGAUUUAGCUCUUUCAGAUCCACUCGAUGCUGACAGGUGUAUAAAAAUCAAGCACACUGCCAUGCAAUCUCCAUAGACAAACAUUGGCAGAAGAAUGGCCUUACUGAAGAGCUCAGUGACUUUCAACGUGGCACCGUUAUAGGAUGCCACCUUUCCAAAAAGUCAGUUCAUCAAAUUUCUGCCCUGCUAGAGCUGCCCCCGGUCAACUAAGUGCUGUUAUUGUGAAGUGGAAAUGUCUAGGAGCAGCAACGGCCCAGCCGUGAAGUGGUAGGCCACACAAGCUCACAGAACAGGACCGCUGAAGCACGUAAAAAUUGUCUCGGUUGCAACAUUCACAGCCGAGUUCCAAACUACCUCUGGAAGCAACGUCAGCACAAUAACUGUUCGUCGGGAGCUUCAUGAAAUGGGUUUCCAUGACCGAGCAAACCGCACACAAGCCUAAGAUCACCAUGCGCAAUGCUAAGCGUCAGCUGGAUUGGUGUAAAGCUCACCACCAUUGGACACUGGAGCAGAGAACACUGGAAACAUGUUCUCUGCAGUGAUUAAUCAUCCUUCACCAUCUGGAAGUCCGACAGACAAAUCUGGAUUUGGUGGAUGCCAGGAGAACGCUACCUGCCCCAAUGCAUAGUGCCAACUGUAAAGUUUGGUGGAGGAGGAAUAAUGGUCUGGGGCUGUUUUUCAUGGUUCGGGCUAGGCCCCUUAAUUCCAGUGAAGGGAAAUCUUAACGCUACACCAUACAAUGACAUUCUAGAUGAUUCUGUGCUUCCAGCUUUGUGGAAGACCCUUUCCUGUUUCAGCAUGACAAUGCCCCCAUGCUCAAAGCGAGGUCCAUACUGAAAUGGUUUGUCGAGAUCUGUGUGGAAGAACUUGACCGGCCUGCACAGAACCCUGACCUCAACCCCAUCGAACACCUUUGGUAUGAAUUGGAAUGCCGACUAAAAGCCAGGCCUAAUUGCCCAACAUCAGUGCCUGACCUCACUAAUGUUCGUGGCUGAAUGGAAGCAAGUCCCCGCAGCAAUGUUCCAACAUCUAGUGGAAAGCCUUCCCAGAAGAGUGGAGGCUGUUAUAGCAGCAAAGGGGGGGACCAACUCCAUAUUAAUGCCCAUGAUUUUGGAAUGAGAUGUUCGACGAGCACGUGUCCACAUACUUUUGGUCAUGUAGUGUAUGUUUUCCCACGAUUGUAUUUUGAAAUAGUGAUAUACCUGGCUUGGCCUCUACUUGUCACAGACAGGCUCAACUCAACAAUAAUCUGCCCAAAUUGCACACGCUGCCUUUCCUUCUGACUGUAGGCAAUCCACAACUUAUUUAUUUUUCAAGAAGCUAAUGAUCAUGCUUUAGCCUAUUUUGAAUGAUUUUAUUUAUUUAUAUAUAUAUAUAUAUAUAUAUAUAUAUAUAUAUAUAUAUAUAUAUAUAUAUAUAUAUAUAGACAGGAUUAGGUAUUAGGCUAUAUUUUGGCAUUAAAUUUACGCACGUAACCUCCAUUCACUAUUCGAGUGCAUGCUACAGAUGACACGCUUGUUUUGGUGGGCCGUUCUAAAUCAAAAAUAAUUCCACACAUAUAUUAGUAGGCUUAGACCAGAUUAAAUUGAGAAUAGUCUGAUGGUUGACAAUAUUGUCAAGGGCUUGUGAAAUUGUGAACGAGAGACUGAUGAAGUGUGUGCAGCCUGCGAAAGAAACAGAGCAGAGCUCGUGCCUUUAGAGUCGCAUCAUGCAGCCUUAGAAUGUAUAAAAAAUCUAAACAUAUAGCCUAAUGUUUAUAUCCCAACUAAAGUUAAACAAAUAACUCUAAAUUAUGCAUAUAGGAUUCUUAACGCUGAACACAGAAGAGUGUGCACUUCCUCUGAAAUUCUUUGGGGAAUAUUUUUAUUUAUUUCAGCUAUGUUCAAUUGUCUUCUUACUAUUAAAAAAAAUAUAUACACACAAAAUAAUGCCACGGAAUUUGCUUAGAAUAAUGAAACGGAAUUCUAAGCAAAUCUUUGUCUGCUAAAUGAACUAGUGUAGCCCACAGCCAUUUGGCAUAGCCAGAUCAGGACCUAACAUAAGGACAACUCAGAGUAUGCUAUUCUGUUCUUCUGAAAUAGACUACAUUUUCUUCAUAUCAUGUUUCUUUAGACCUGUCUAAAAUAAAUAAUGGAUUUAUUGUGAUGGUGUAGGCUAUAUUAAAUGGAUUUAUUAUACUUUUUAAAAAUGUAUAUUGUUUCAAAAAAGGUCCACAUCAGUGGCUUGUAGGCUAUGCAUGGAGCCAGGAGAUGCUAAACAUGUUUUGGUUAAUUACCGGUCAGUUACCAUGGAGACCGGUAGUUAUUUGUAUGACAAUCACUGGCUGACAUGGACGCCGCACCCCAGAGCAGUAGUAAGGCUUCUCUCCUGUGUGUAUACGUUCAUGUGUUUUAAAAGUGGCCAAGUCGAGAGAAACUCUUUCCACAGCCAGAGCAGGAGUAAGGCUUCUCUUGUAUGUAUACGUUGGUGUGUUUUUAAGUGUCCCAGUUGAGAGAAACUCACCCCACAGUGAGAGCAGGUUUAAGGCUUCUCUCUUGUAUGUAUACGUUCAUGUGUUUUUAAGUGUCCCAGUCGAGAGAAACUCACCCCACAGUGAGAGCAGGUGUAAGGCUUCUCUCCUGUGUGUGUUCUCUGAUGAACUUUUAGCCCAGUUGAUGUUUUAAAACAUUUUCUACAGUCAGAGCAGUAAUAAGGCUUCUCUCCUGUGUGUAUACGUUCAUGUGUUUUUAGGUUGCCCAGUUGCGAGAACCUUGCCCCGCAGUCAGAGCAGAAGUAAGGCUUCUCUCCUGUGUGUGUUCUCUGAUGAACUUUUAGCUCAGUUGAUGUUGUGAAGAAUUUUACACAGUCAGCGCAGUAAUAAGGCUUCUCUCCUGUAUGUAUACUUUCAUGUGUUUUUAAGUGGCCCAGUCGAGAGAAACUUGCCCCACAGUCAGAGCAGGAGUAAGGCUUCUCUCCUGUGUGAGUUCGCUGAUGAACUUUUAGCUCAGUUGAUGUUGUGAAGCAUUUUCCACAGUGAGAACAGGAGUAAAGCUUCUCUCCUGUAUGUAUACGUUCAUGUGUUUUUAAGGUAUCCAAUCGGGAGAAAUUCUUCCCACAGUCAGAGCAGGAGUAAGGCUUCUCUCCUGUGUGAAUACGUUGGUGUUUUUUUAAAGUCCCCAGUUGAGCAAAACUCUCCCCACAAUCAGAGCAGCAGUAAGGCUUCUCUCCUUUAUGUAUACUUUGGUGUCUUUUUAAAUGGCUCAGUCGAGAGAAACUCUUCCCACAGUCAGAGCAGGAGAAAGGCUUUUCUCCUGUGUGCACUCUCUGAUGAACUGUCAGAGAUUGUGAUGUUGUGAAUCUCUUUCGACAUUCAGUACAGGAAUACAGAUUCUCGCCUGUGUGUAUUUGUAGGUGUAUUUUUAGCUUUGAUAGAAAUGGGAAAAUCUCCUCACAAUGUGGGCAGUGGUGAGACCUCUUAGCUCUGUGAUCUUCCUGCUGUUGCUCUCUGGAUGUAGAGAAUGUCUCAACAUGGUCUCCUGUGUGAACAACAUCAGAAGAACCAGUCAGUUGGCGUUAUAUACAUAUGACUUCAUAUCCUCUUCUGGCUGUACCGGGUGACAUAUGUAUUCAUAUCAGUAGGAUGUACAAUACAAAGGAGAAUAAAACUAUUCUAAAAGUGGGUGAUAGUCGAGGGAAAAAAGGGGUGAAAAUUAUCACAAGGGUUAGUAACUACAGUGCCUUGCAAAAGUAUUCAUCCCCCUUGACGUUUUUCCUAUUUUGUUGCAUUACAACCUGCAAUUUCUAUGGAUUUCUUUUUGGAUUUCAUGUAAUGGACAUACAUAAAAUAGUCGAACUUGGUGAAGUGAAAAAAAUUACUUGUUUCAGAAAAUAACGGAAAAGUGGUGCGUGCAUAUGUAUUCACCCCCUUUGCUAUGAAGCCCCUAAAUAAGAUCUGGUGCAACCAAUUACCUUCAGAAGUCACAUAAUUAGUUAGAUUGCACACAGGUGGACUUCAUUUAAGUGUCACAUGAUCUCAGUAUAUAUACACCUGUUCUGAAAAGGUCCCAGAGUCUGCAACACCACCAAGCAAGCGGCACCAUGAAGACCAAUGAGCUCUCAAAACAGGUCAGGGACAAAGUUGUGGAGAAGUACAGAUCAGGGUUGGGUUAUAAAAAAAAAUCUGAAACUAUGAACAUCCCACGGAACACCAUUAAAUCCAUUAUUAAAAAAUGGAAAGAAUAUGGCACCACAUCAAACCUGCCAAGGGAGGGCCGCCCACCAAAACUCACAGACCAGGCAAGGAGAGCAUUAAUCAGAGAGGCAACAAAGAGACCAAAGAUAACCCUGAAGGAGCUGCAAAGCUCCACAGCGGAGAUUUGGAGUAUCUGGCCAUAGGACCACUUUAUGCCGUACACUCCACAGAGCUGGGCUUUACGGAAGAGUGGCUAGAAAAAAAGUCAUUGGUUAAAGCAAAAAAUAAGCAAACACGUUUGGUGUUCGCCAAAAGCCAUGUGGGAUACUCCGCAAACAUAUGGAAGAAGGUACUCUGGUCAGAUGAGACUAAAAUUGAGCUUUUUAGCCAUCAAGGAAAACGCUAUGUCUGGCGCAAACCCAACACCUCUCAUCACCCCGAGAACACCAUCCCCACAGUGAAGCAUGGUGGUGGCAGCAUCAUGCUGUGGGGAUGUUUUUCCAUCGGCAGGGACUGGGAAACUGGUCAGAAUUGAAGGAAUGAUGGAUGGCGCUAAAUACAGGGAAAUUCUUGAGGGAAACCUGUUUCAGUCUUCUAGAGAUUUGAGACUGGGACGGAGGUUCACCUUCCAGCAGGACAAUGACCCUAAGCAUACUGCUAAAGCAACACUCGAGUGGUUUAAGGGGAAACAUUUAAAUGUAUUGGAAUGGCCUAGUCAAAGCCCAGACCUCAAUCCAAUUGAGAAUCUGUGGUAUGACUUAAAGAUUUCUGUACACAAGCGGAACCCAUCCAACUUGAAGGAGCUGGAGCAGUUUUGCCUUGAAGAAUGGGCAAAAAUCCCAGUGGCUAGAUGUGCCAAGCUUAUAGAGACAUACCCCAAGAGACUUGCAGCUGUAAAUGCUGCAAAAGGCGGCUCUAAAAAGUAUUGACUUUGGGGGGGGGGGGGGGGGGUGAAUAGUCAUGCACGCUCAAGUUCUGUUUUUUUGUCUUAUUUCUUGUUUGUUUUACAAUAAAAAAUAUUUUGCAUCUUCAAAGUGGUUUUGUUGUGUAAAUCAAAUUAUACAAACCCCCCAAAAAAUCCAUUUUAAUUCCAGGUUGUAAGGCAAUAAAAUAGGAAAAAUGCCAAGGGGGGUGAAUCCUUUCGCAAACCACUGUACAUAGACUCAUUUUCAUAGAACUUCUAAACACUGGCAGUUUGUCUACUUCACUUUUUUAGUCUACUCUCUGAUCACUCCAGAUAGCCCAGCGAAUAAAACACAUGCUGGCAAUACUGGUGUCAAACCAUGCAAGUCUCAGUAGCAUUAAAUAACAUCUACCUUCUCAUGGAAACAGUGAAUCAUAAAACAGUACUGCGACUUUUCAUGCAGUGGAAAGUUUGAAAUACCAAAACAAACUUAGAUAGAAGGUGUCACGUUAACGCAGAAUUCUGAAUUUUUCACGCAGAAAAAAAAAAAAAAACGCAUAGGAAAUGUCUUGUUGCGUUUUGUAGACACAGAUCUAAAAUGCUUCUUAUUUUAUUAUUUUAUAUUAUAUUUCUUAUUAUUUCUUACACUUCUUAUUGUAUCAUGUGCCACAGUUGUCCACUUCUCCACUCGGAUGAGAAUUCACAAAAAGCAGGCAGCGCUCUGACUGAUGUGUGCAUUUUAAUGAGGGAAAUAAGCAUUUGACCCCUCUGCAAAACAUGACUUAGUACUUGGUGGCAAAACCCCUGUUGGCAAUCACAGAGGUCAGACGUUUCUUGUAGUUGGCCACCAGGUUUGCACACAUCUCAGGAGGGAUUUUGUCCCACUCAUCUUUGCAGAUCUUCUCCAAGUCAUUAAGGUUUCGAGGCUGAAGUUUUUUGGUAACUCAAACCUUCAGCUCCUUCCACAGAUUUCCUAUGGGAUUAAGGUCUGGAGACUGGCUAGGCCACUCCAGGACCUUAAUGUGCUUCUUCUUGAGCCACUCCUUUGUUGCCUUGGCCGUGUGUUUUGGGUCAUUGCCAUGCUGGAAUACCCAUCCAAAACCCAUUUUCAACACCCUGGCUGAGGGAAGGAGGUUCUCAUCCAAGAUUUGACGGUACAUGGCCCCGUCCAUCGUCCCUUUGAUGUGGUGAAGUUGUCCUGUCCCCUUAGCAGAAAAACACCCCCAAAGCAUAAUGUUUCCACCUCCAUGUUUGACGGUGGGGAUGGUGUUCUUGGGGUCAUAGGCAGCAUUCCUCCUCAUCCAAACACGGCGAGUUGAGUUGAUGCCAAAAAGCUCGAUUUUGGUCUCAUCUGACCACAACACCCAGUUCUCCUCUGAAUCAUUCAGAUGUUCAUUGGCAAACUUCAGACGGCCCUGUAUAUGUGCUUUCUUGAGCAGGGGGACCUUGCGGGCGCUGCAGGAUUUCAGUCCUUCACGGCGUAGUGUGUUACCAAUUGUUUUCUUGGUGACUAUGGUCCCAGCUGCCUUGAGAUCAUUGACAAGAUCCUCCCGUGUAGUUCUGGGCUGAUUCCUCACCGUUCUCAUGAUCAUUGCAACUCCACGAGGUGAGAUCUUGCAUGGAGCCCCAGGCCGAGGGUGAUUGACAGUUCUUUUGUGUUUCUUCCAUUUGCGAAUAAUCGCACCAACUGUUGUCACCUUCUCACAAAGCUGCUUGGCGAUGGUCUUGUAGCCCAUUCCAGCCUUGUGUAGGUCUUCAAUCUUGUCCCUGACAUCCUUGGAGAGCUCUUUGGUCUUGGCCAUGGUGGAGAGUUUGGAAUCUGAUUGAUUGAUUGCUUCUGUGGACAGGUGUCUUUUAUACAGGUAACAAACUGAGAUUAGGAGCACUCCCUUUAAGAGUGUGCUCUAAUCUCAGCUCGUUACCUGUAUAAAAGACACCUGGGAGCCAGAAAUCUUUCUGAUUGAGAGGGGGUCAAAUACUUAUUUCCCUCAUUAAAAUGCAAAUCAAUUUAUAACAUUUUUUACAUGCGUUUUUCUGGAUUUGUUUGUUGUUAUUCUGACUCUCACUGUUCAAAUAAACCUACCAUUAAAAUUAUAGACUGAUCAUUUCUUUGUCAGUGGGCAAACGUACAAAAUCAGCAGGGGAUCAAAUACUUUUUCCCCCCUCACUGUGGCAAAUUUUCUCAGGUAAAAUGCAAGAUUAACUUCAAGCAACACAUUAGAUUAGAAAAUAUAGCUGGCUACAUUUUGUCUAUGAUAUAAAUUCAAAAAAUGAUGGCCAGGCAUUGUUUUUCCCAAAAAAUACUUUGUUUUUUCAUUGUAAGCUCAUUUACUUGUGUGGCUGCUAGCCAAUUAUCAAUUAGCACUGCACUUCUGUUGUCAUCCGAUGAAAAUGAAGCUAUAUUCUGCCGAACGUGUUGCACUAAUGUGCUUUUUUUGCGAAGGAAAACGAACUACAGUUGCACGUCCCUGAUCAUUCUAUUGAAACAAGAAACACUUUACUUUCAAUAUAAAACGCAGGUGAAAUGGGUUUAAAACACAGCUUUUUUUUGGGAUAGUCUGCGUUUUGACCCCUAGAUAGAGCCUGUCUAAAAACCUGUUUUUGCUUUGUCAUUAUGGGGUAUUGUGUGUAGAUUGAUGAAAAAAACAACAACAUUUAAUCCAUUUUAGAAUAAGGCUGUAACGUAACAAUAUGUGGAAAAAGUGAAGGGGUCUGAAUACUUUUCUGCUCUUACUCCUGGGUCAUAACUUAUGGAGGUCUAACUUAUGAAGAUAAGUACAGGUUCUAUCUAGAAGUUACCGUGACAAACAGAUUUACCAAUCUCCUCCUCCUCCUCUUCAUCUUUAAUGUUGAUGACGUUCAGCUCCAGUGUUUGACUGCAGUCUUCCAGCUUCACUGAUGCCAUCUCUGGAUCCUGCAGUGCAAACUGGGCUCCACUGUCACAAUCAGGACCCAGUGACUGUAGGUUUGGACUGGAAGGAGAGAGGCAGGCUGGGUUUGUCCUCACUGUUGAUGUUACCGGCCUCAGAUGUAAUUCUAGUCGUCCUGUAGUAAUAAAGAGAAACGGACAUAAAAAGUUAUUGUCUUGACAGUUCCUGCACUUUCUUUAUUCUCUAAAAUAUAUAUUUUUUCUUAUUCAAUCUAAUUUCAAUAGAUCAGGUAGCUAAGACUUGACAAAACAAUUAUUUUCACAUUAGACAACUGCACACUUUUAAGUGUACAUUACCUAUAGCAGAUUUCAGAAAAUUCAAAUAAAUGCAUAAUUGACUAAAUCCAUCUAGUAUAAGGUUGCAGUUUGUGUUAGGCAGCACUAUUUACAUUUUAGUCAUUUAGCAGACGCUCUUAUCCAGAGCGACUUACAGUUAGUGAGUGCGUACAUUUUCAUACUGGCCCCCCGUGGGAAACGAACCCACAACCCUGGCGUUGCAAGCGCCAUGCUCUACCAACUGAGCUACACGGGGACUCUGUACUAUUCUACUGAAUAACCUUGUCUUCAAUGUAUUAUUUCAAUCAAAAACCAAAUUGUAUUUCCUGUUCACACCAUAGUAACAAUUAUAAAGAUAGCAACAACUGAAUGUGUCUGAAUAUUAGUACAUCUGUAGACAACUGAUAAACAUUACAUUCAACUUCAAAACAGUAGUGAGACUGUGAAAUGUUGUCUCUCUGAUGCACCGGCACUGCUAGCCUCUUCGCUUCGGGAGACCUGUAACGCUACACAUUCAUCUCCCGUCGCUGAAGGCCGCAUCCCGUAACCAGAAAACAUAUUUACCAGCCCUCUGGUUGACCUAUUUCCCAGAAACUUUUCCCGUCACCGAAGGCAAGUCUACAAUCUGGAAGGCCUUACCAGUCAUUUCGGGCAAUAAAAUGUGUGAAACAAAACGUUUAUAUCCAACUUCCAAGUUCUUGCUAGCUAACCAAAUCACACCUGCAUCUCUGUGUAUAGCCACCAAAAAAAUGAUGAGGGGAAAAGGUCAGUCACUUCCCCACUCCUCCAAUGGCAUGACAUCUUCCUAGCAGCUAGCUAGCUAUCGAGCUAACGUUAGGCUCUGUGUUUUUAGCUUGCUACAUAAACAGAUACGCUAGUCUAUUAGCCACGUUAUGACUGAUUUGUGAUCAUUGCCCUUGCUAGUUUGAUUGUAUUCACAUUCCCAGCCUUAGUAUUUAAAAUUGUAUUUAUUUAUUUAAUAUUUAAAACAUACAGUCUACUGGCAGUGAAGCCGCUCAACAUCUACAUCACAUUAGUCAUCUAACAGACUCCCAACCAGCGCGACACACAGAAGCAACCAGGGUCAACGCCUUGCUCAAGGGCACGUCGACAGAUCUCCCACAAGGUCAAAAAACGGGGAACUGAACCAGCGAUCCAUGAUCCCCCCCCCCCCACAGUACCCCAAGAGUUGCCCCUCAACCAUCUGAGACCCCCCACAGUCCCCUCCUGAGAAAAAUUAUAAUUCCAUCCAAUUUUAGAUCAAUGUUAUGCAUUUUCAGCCAUUCCUGAACCUGAGACCAGAAACAGGCUCCCUGAGGGCAACACCAAAAUAAAUGGUCUAUUGAUUCUGUAUCCCCACAACAAAAUCUGCAGAGCUUCGAUGAUUGUAUGCCCCCAAAUAUUCAACAUUUUGUUGGUGGCAAGAAUUCUGUAUAAUAAUUUUAGCUGAAAAGCACAAAGUCUUGAAUCUUGCGUCGUUUUAUAUAUAUCAACUCAUACACCCUGUACCAUGGAAUCGGCACAACAAAAAUCUCUUCCCAACUAUUUUGUCCAGAAUAUUGAGUCGUUGAAACUGAAACAGUGCAUCCCGAAUGAAUUCAGCAAACAAACUUUAGGUCACCGGUUACUUUGUGUGCUAAAACAUGAAAUGUUUUUUGGAAUGGGAAGUAAUAGUUGUACAUUUCGAUUGGGAAAUGCUUAAUGGUCGUGUUUUUGUAUUCUUCUGAUUGGGACCUACUGGCUUAUUACGUCAGAGUUUAUGGACUGUUUAUCCUUUAACUAUGCAGCGGUGAAGUGGUGCCUGGAGAAGUUAACUAUGCAGCGGUGAAGUGGUGCCUGGAGAAGUAUACUCUAAUUUGGUCAAAAAGUUUCCAAACACCCUGCAAAGGAAAAUCACCCGGUCUGAAAAAUCCUAUAUUUUCCUGCUUUUUAAAAAUGUUUUCUUUCUCUUUCACUCUCAAAAAUAAAGAAUAUAAACAUUUGAUUGUCUAAGUCCACAACAAUGCUUAAACCACAUCAAUAGGAUUGUCCUGUCUGGGUCUGGCUCCUCUGUGGGUGGGCCUUCUCCGGGUCUGGCUCCUCUGUGGGUGGCCUGUCUGGGUCUGGCUCCUCUGUAGGAUUGUCCUGUCUGGGUCUGGCUCCUCUGUGGGUGGGCCUUCUCCGGGUCUGGCUCCUCUGUGGGUGGGCCUUCUCCGGGUCUGGCUCCUCUGUGGGUGGGCCUGUCUGGGUCUGGCUCCUCUGUGGGUGGGCCUUCUCCGGGUCUGGCUCCUCUGUGGGUGGCCUGUCUGGGUCUGGCUCCUCUGUGGGUGGGCCUUCUCCGGGUCUGGCUCCUCUGUGGGUGGGCCUUCUCCGGGUCUGGCUCCUCUGUGGGUGGGCCUGUCCGGGUCUGGCUCCUCUGUGGGUGGGCCUUCUCUGGGUCUGGCUCCUCUGUGGGUGGGCCUUCUCUGGUCUGGCUCCUCUGUGGGUGGGCCUGUCUGGGUCUGGCUCCUCUGUGGGUGGGCCUUCUCCGGGUCUGGCUCCUCUGUAGGUGGCCUGUCUGGGUCUGGCUCCUCUGUGGGUGGGCCUGUCUGGGUCUGGCUCCUCUGUGGGUGGGCCUGUCUGGGUCUGGCUCCUCUGUAGGUGGCCUGUCUGGGUCUGGCUCCUCUGUGGGUGGGCCUGUCUGGGUCUGGCUCCUCUGUGGGUGGCCUGUCUGGGUCUGGCUCCUCUGUGGGUGGGCCUUCUCCGGGUCUGGCUCCUCUGUAGGUGGCCUGUCUGGGUCUGGCUCCUCUGUGGGUGGGCCUGUCUGGGUCUGGCUCCUCUGUGGGUGGGCCUGUCUGGGUCUGGCUCCUCUGUAGGUGGCCUGUCUGGGUCUGGCUCCUCUGUGGGUGGGCCUGUCUGGGUCUGGCUCCUCUGUAGGUGGGCCUGUCUGGGUCUGGCUCCUCUGUAGGUGGGCCUUCUCCGGGUCUGGCUCCUCUGUAGGUGGGCCUUCCCCGGGGUCUGGCUCCUCUGUAGGUGGGCCUUCUCCGGGUCUGGCUCCUCUGUGGGUGGGCCUUCUCCGGGUCUGGCUCCUCUGUAGGUGGCCUGUCUGGGUCUGGCUCCUCUGUAGGUGGCCUGUCUGGGUCUGGCUCCUCUGUGGGUGGGCCUUCUGUGGGUGGGCCUUCUCCGGGUCUGGCUCCUCUGUGGGUGGGCCUUCUCCGGGUCUGGCUCCUCUGUGGGUGGGCCUUCUCCGGGUCUGGCUCCUCUGUGGGUGGGCCUUCUCCGG
This is a messenger RNA of Coregonus sp. 'balchen', 16775 nucleotides long. The record is from the annotation of a GenBank genome assembly. Lineage: Eukaryota; Metazoa; Chordata; Actinopteri; Salmoniformes; Salmonidae.